UACUGUGCGUCGUUCCCUUCCACUCAUCUGAAAAAAUCCAAAAAAAAAAAAACCAAAAAAUCACAGAGACAAAAUUCCAAGUUUUUGAGAUCUGAGAAGAUGUCUACGUUCAGCGGCGAUGAAACUGCUCCGUUCUUCGGCUUCCUUGGCGCCGCAGCCGCUCUCGUCUUCUCCUGUAUGGGAGCUGCUUAUGGGACAGCAAAGAGUGGUGUUGGUGUGGCUUCAAUGGGAGUGAUGAGACCUGAGUUGGUUAUGAAGUCUAUUGUCCCUGUGGUUAUGGCUGGUGUUUUGGGUAUUUAUGGACUCAUUAUUGCUGUUAUCAUCAGUACCGGUAUCAAUCCAAAGGCUAAGUCUUACUACCUCUUUGAUGGCUAUGCACACCUUUCCUCUGGUCUUGCUUGUGGUCUUGCUGGUCUCUCAGCUGGUAUGGCCAUUGGUAUUGUUGGAGAUGCGGGCGUUAGGGCAAAUGCUCAGCAGCCUAAGCUCUUUGUUGGGAUGAUUCUUAUCCUCAUCUUUGCGGAAGCACUUGCUCUUUACGGCCUCAUUGUAGGCAUUAUCUUAUCUUCUCGAGCUGGUCAGUCCAGAGCAGAAUGAGGAACCAAAACAAAUGUCAAAAAUUUCCAGCUACUUGCUUAUUUGUGCGGUAUGUAGCAUCAGGAACCGAUAUUUCGUGGAUAUUUCAUGGAUUCUUGGAACUUUGUUUGGGAAGUAGAUCUGCCACCUCUCGUUCCUUGGUUGGUGGGUUGCUUGAGUAUAGAAUAUUAUUUGUAUGGUUCGGUAAUAAAAGAAGAGCUUGGCAGCUGUUUUUUAUUCUUGUAUUGUCCGCAUUUGUCUUGAUGAACUUUAUAUUAUUUUGUUUGUAAAGAAGGUUGCUUCUGAUACCAAUCUUGAGUGUUAUGAGAUUCAUCUUUUGGUGACUUUCAAAUU
Messenger RNA from Camelina sativa (false flax), 927 nucleotides. Its product is annotated as V-type proton ATPase subunit c1. Gene Ontology annotation, molecular function: proton-transporting ATPase activity, rotational mechanism. The record is from RefSeq and is a predicted model, not a curated record. Gene Ontology annotation, biological process: proton transmembrane transport. Gene Ontology annotation, cellular component: proton-transporting V-type ATPase, V0 domain. Lineage: Eukaryota; Viridiplantae; Streptophyta; Magnoliopsida; Brassicales; Brassicaceae.